UUUUUUUUUUUUUUUUUUUGUUUUUAAGCAAAGGCGGAGAAGAGAUGCAUUGUAAUUUUUAAAUGUUGUUUUUUGUUGUUUGUUUGUUUCAUUGUGAGUUUCCAAAAAACAACUCAGUGGCGGAUUAUCGCGAUUUCUUCAAUUAUCGUGGAUGUGGAGUAGAUGAGAGCGUCUUAUUAUUAUUAUUAUUAUUAUUAUUAUUAUUAUUAUUAUUAUUAUAGUUGUUGAAAACAUUUGGAAGAACAAAACAACGUGGGGGUGGGAAAAAAAGUUGUUGUUUGUGCGGCAGAGGAACGAAUUGGAGGAAGAGUUUCGUUUCUGAAGAAAGAAAAAAUAAUUAAAAAAAAACAAAAACUCAAAAACUGAACUGCUGCGGUCUUUUAAAACACGAAGUGGAGUGAGGAGACGGGGGGCGGUCGGAGCCCGGUCACAAGGCUGCCUCGGCGGGAUUGACCGAGCAGGAAAAGCCGAGGCUGCGAGGAAACCGCGAGGCCGAGAGGCAGGGCUAAGAUGGCGGCGGCGGCGGCGGCGGGCUCCGGUAACCCUGCAGAUCUGCGCACACAGUUCUGGAGACGGAUCGCCCCCCAGCGAGGAUCUUCUGGGCCUAGGAAAAUGACUGUUACAGAGGGACCGAGCUCCUCCGGACUGCACAGCCAGCUGUCAAUGAAGAGGCUCGGACACAGAGGGGUCGACCCGACCGGGGAAACGACGUACAAGAAGACCACCUCCUCUGCCCUGAAGGGGGCGAUUCAGCUGGGCAUCACUCACACUGUGGGCAGCCUGAGCCAGAAGCCGGAGCGGGACGUGCUCAUGCAGGACUUCGAAGUCGUGGAGACAAUAUUCUUCCCGGGCGAGGGCAGUAACCUGACCCCCGCGCAUCACUACAGUGACUUCCAGUUCAAGACAUACGCACCGAUCGCCUUCCGCUACUUCAGAGAGCUCUUCGGGAUCAGACCGGACGACUAUCUGUACUCCCUGUGUAACGAGUCCCUGAUCGAGCUGUCUAACUCGGGAGCCAGCGGCUCUGUCUUCUACGUCUCCAGCGAUGACGAGUUCAUUAUCAAGACGGUGCAGCACAAGGAGGCAGAGUUUCUGCAGAAGCUGCUUCCAGGGUACUACAUGAACCUCAACCAGAACAAACGGACCCUGCUGCCCAAGUUCUACGGGCUGUACUGCGUCCAGGCCGGGGGGAAGAACAUCCGGAUCGCGGUGAUGAAUAACCUGCUGCCUCGCUCGGUCCACAUGCACCUCAAGUACGACCUGAAGGGAUCCACCUGCAAGAGGAGAGCCUCGGCCAAGGAGCGAGACAAGAAGCUGCCCACCUUCAAGGACCUGGACUUCCUGCAGGACGUCCCGGACGGGCUCUUCCUGGACUCCGACAUGCACAACGCCCUGUGCAAGACCAUGCAGCGGGACUGCCUGGUGCUGCAGAGCUUCAAGAUCAUGGAUUACAGCCUGCUGCUCGGGGUGCACAACCUGGACGCAGCGCGGAGGGAACAGGAGGCCCAGGCAGCCCGGGGCAGGCUGGAGGGGGGGGUCUCCGCCGACCAGCGCAAGCCAGUCGGGCAGAAAUCGCUCUACUGCACCGCCAUGGAGUCCAUCCAGGGGGAGGGGCUGGAGAGGCGCACCAUGGAGACGGACGACCAGAUGGGAGGCAUCCCAGCUCGAAACUCCAAGGGGGAGCGUCUUCUCAUUUAUAUCGGCAUCAUCGACAUCCUGCAGUCCUACAGGCUUAUUAAGAAGUUGGAGCAUUCGUGGAAGGCGCUGGUGCACGAUGGGGACACCGUCUCGGUGCACAGACCCGGGUUCUACGCAGAACGGUUCCAGAGAUUCAUGUGCAGCUCCGUCUUCAAGAAGAUCCCGUUGAAGCCCUCCCCCUCGAAGAAGAGUCGGAGUGGGGGCACGGCCGGCACGCGGCGGGCCCCCUCGGGUGCCACGGGGGCCGCUGGCUCCUCCGUACCCCCCCAGUCGGGUAUGGAGGGCAGGCUGGUGUACCAGUCUCACUUCCAGCAGGGCACCACCGAGGCUGAGGUGGAACCAGGCAUGCACUCUGGCCCCCCGGACCUGCUCCCGAGGACCCUUGUCCUAGACGAAGCUGCCAGCGUCUCCGUGACGACCACGCUGUCCAGUGCCUCCCUGGGGAGCGAGGGACUGCACUCCCCCAUACAGAGGUCUGUGGGGGUGGAGGUGCACAAGCCCACAAACACAGAACCGGAUCGGAACGCGGCCCGCAGCUCGCCUGGCGCCCCGUCGGGUCAGGAAGACGCUGUCUCACUGAACGAUAUCCUGCCGGACACCAUCCUAUUCUGAGACCGACUCGAGUGCAGAAGUGAUGUUUUCCAGUCUGAGGGACAAGGAGGGAGUUUGUUUCCUGCUCUGGCGCCAUCUUGUGGCCGUGUGAGAGAGACGGGGGGGGGAGGGGGGGCGCAGUGGUUAAUUACCCCCCCCCCGAAGAUUCGUAACGAAAUGAAGCUGCUGCUGCAACUGUACUACUUAUAGUUAAUCUACUUUAAUAGGAGAGAAGUCAGAGACGACACACAGCCUGGGAUCUGCUCUAUUAUUAUUAUUAUUAUUAGAAUCUCUUUUGAAGCGAUGGUCCCGUGUGGGGCUGCCAGUGCCUGAGGCCUUUUAUGUUAUUAUUAUCGAGUCAUUUAGGAAACACUUUUAUCCGGAGCGACUCGCAGAGACCAGGGGGGUGAACUCUGCAUCAUCAACAACUGCUGCUGCUGCUGCAGAGUCUCUUCCAAUAGGACCUC
Messenger RNA from Polyodon spathula (Mississippi paddlefish), 2756 nucleotides. RefSeq names its product phosphatidylinositol 4-phosphate 5-kinase type-1 alpha-like. Gene Ontology annotation, molecular function: phosphatidylinositol kinase activity. The coding region runs from base 511 to 2310 and encodes 599 amino acids. The transcript is spliced from 16 exons. The record is from RefSeq and is a predicted model, not a curated record. Lineage: Eukaryota; Metazoa; Chordata; Actinopteri; Acipenseriformes; Polyodontidae. Gene Ontology annotation, biological process: phosphatidylinositol metabolic process.